This is a messenger RNA of Tachysurus fulvidraco (yellow catfish), 1523 nucleotides long. RefSeq names its product chromosome 1 C14orf119 homolog (gene c1h14orf119). Bases 217 to 744 code for a protein of 175 amino acids. The transcript is spliced from 3 exons. The record is from RefSeq and is a predicted model, not a curated record. NCBI's taxonomy places the organism in Eukaryota, Metazoa, Chordata, Actinopteri, Siluriformes, Bagridae.
CGUCAAUUAGUCCAGAAGAAGAAGUUUCCCUUAGUUCAGUUUAUAUGACGUAGAGUUAAGCUUUAUUCCUGAACAGAUAUUACAUAUUUCGUGAAUUGUUUUUUUGUUUGUUUGUUUUGUUUUAGUUUUUUUGAGAGGUUAUGAGGAUUACAGAAAGUUUACCUACCUGACAGAGAAACAGAAUGGACUUUUUUUGUUCAGCAUCUUUUGCAUAGAAUGGCCUGGUUUCAUCAUACCUUGCAAGGAGAGAGCUUUCCACAGUCACCUUCCAUGAAGAGUGAUACAACAAAUAUCGAGUCACACCAGAUUUCAGCUACACAAGUAGCUUUAUCUGAGGCCCAAGGUUGUCCUCAGCAUCAAAAAAUGGGAGAACAGUUACAUAUCUCUUCCCUCAAUCAGAGUGAUGGUCCAUUGCCUCUGUCAUAUGUGACUCUCCAGGAACAGCACUGUGUGGUUAGCUGGUUCCUUGGCUGGGGUCCCCCUCAAAGAGAAUGUUUUCUUCAAGACCUGAUUUCAAAGGCAGUACCAGGAAAGAUUUGCAGCUUAUUGGAGCACCUUAAUAAACUUCAGGUAAAGGACUCUCCUCCGAACAUUUUUGAGUGUCAGUUGAGGCUGUGGACACAGUGGUUUGAUGCAUGGACUGAAGAGGAAAGGAAUGUCUUUUUGACCAGCCUGGAAGAAAAGGAUCCAGCCUUUGUUGCUCAGUUCUACAAAGGGCUAGCGAGUACUGCAGGAUGUAAUUGAUGGCUUUUGUAUAAAUAAGUAGGAUUUGUGCCCUGAAUCAUUCAUGCUAUUAUCAAUAACAUCACCUGCUUUUACAAAUCAGAUACAGAAUAAAAGUUAAUAUAUCAGCAGACAGGGUAAUCAUGCAAUGGAGACAACAGAAUGACAUUCUUUGAAAUUAAUCUCUUAAGGAAUUCUUACAGCAUUUUUUCAGAAUUGUUGCUGAUCUGUUGCUGUUUUCAUAUAUGAAAACAAAACUUUUAAUGGUUACAUGUCAAAUGUAUGAUCAGAAAAAUCUUAGCAUUGUUCAUUUCUGUUUAAUGACAAACUGAACUGUAAUUUACAUUUAAUGCUGAUUAGAUUCUUUUUUUUGUGAAAGUAAAUUGAUUAUUCUUUUCCUCUUUAUUUUUUUAAUUGCAUGAUACUAAAAUUGUUUUCAGUUGUGAGUUUAUCUGAAUAUCUAAUAACAUUUGUUCUCUUAUGAAGGUAAUAAAAUAAAUUAUAAACAAGUAAAAUUAUGUAAGGCUGAAGAAUUUACUGUUGCUGAAAAGUAGAUCAGUUGUAAUUUUUUAUGGCCAAGUACUACAAAGUUGUGACCAAUUGCUUGUAAAGUAUAUGGCCAAAAGUACGUAGAUAGUGUGUUGAAUUUGUUGAACCUUUUUUUACAAUUUAAAUUUUUUUUCUUUUACCUUUUUUUUACCUACGUGUUUCUUAGAAAAAAACUUUUUUUCAAGCUCAUUGUGUUUUAAGGUUUAAAGCAUGCUCUGUUAUUGCCGCUAUAAAUUUUGUUUUAGUGCAUA